UAGAUAAUCACUUCUCAAUCCUUCACUUUUACUUUACACUCUCUUGUCUUCUAAAUCAUAUCAUAUCAAACCAACCAAUCAGACCCUUAAUCAACAACAACAAGAAGAAACCGAACAUUAAUCGAUCCCAAUCCAUCUCAUCAACUUCAAAAAAAAAAAACAUGUUGGACUUCAUCUUAUCAUCUCUUCCAAUCUCAUCACUACUCUUCUUUUCCCUAUUCCCUACAACUAUAAAUGCUUCUCAUCUUCAAGUAGCCAACAACAACCAUCAUCAUCGUAACACUUUAAACAAACGUGGUGAUAGUUAUCAUGGUAGAGCUACGUUUUAUGCUACCGGUCUAGGUUCUUGCGGUGAUACCAAUACCGAUUCGGAUUAUAUUGUCGCACUCAAUCAGGCUCAGUAUGAUUCUUCUUGGUGCGGUAAGACGAUUACGAUUUCUUAUGGUGGAAAGUCUUGUCAAGCUACUGUUAAGGAUUUGUGUCCUGGUUGUCCUCCGGGUGGAUUGGAUAUGUCACCUAGUUUGUUCAAGUUCUUUGCAUCCGAAGACGUUGGUGUGUUCUACAUGUCAUGGUCCGUUGGAGGUGGAGGUGGAGGUGGAGAUGGAGGAGACAAACCUAAAGACAAACCAGCUCCAGUUUAUGUUCCACCACCUAAAGUCGAUCCACCAAAGGUAGAAGACAAACCUGAUCCACCAGCUAAAGUCGACCCACCUAAAGUGGAAGAGAAACCUGAUCCACCCAAAUCGGAUGACAAACCAGACUCGAAAGCCGGUCAAACUUCAUCACCAGUUCCUGUGCCCGUCUCACCUGUCAAUGUUCCUAAUUCGAGUCCUUGGAAUUUCAGUCAAUCCACUAGCUCGACCAAGACGGUCAACACAGGAAAAGUCGUUUCUACUAGUACAACUCCGAUCUCCUCUAGUACUGUGGCUAUGUCAAAAGGAUAUCUUCCUACAGUUUAUGGUCAAGUCGAAGUAGCCUCUGCCUAUGAUGUGGGUGGUAAUCUAGAGAUUGUUAGUCAACUUAUCAUCUCUUUUGGAUCACUUACUGCGGCUAGUGCUUCACAUGCGAUUGGUCAAUAGUCUUGAAAGGUUUUGGCUUGGAGAAUCGGGUUCUUUUCUUUUGGUUCGAUUCUCGGAAUUUAGGAAACUUUUUUUUCUCUCUUUCUUUCUCGCUUUCUCGCUUGUUGGUCUUCUUUUUGCUUCUUGCAUACUUUGCUGCUAGUCAUGCUACACCUUUUUUCUUUUUAUUGUUACUGGAGUAGGAUAAGUUUCUUUUUAUACUUUUUCAUCAUCGUUUUUUUUUUGAUUUGAUUUCUGUUGGUUUUUUUUUUGGGAGGAAGGGAUUUUUUCUUUUUUGGUAAGGUUUAUCAACUUACAAAAAGAAUAAAAAAGGAUUUUUUUAUUAUAUAUAUAUAACCACUAUUAUUUAUACCUUUAUUUUCUUUUUUUCUUUUUUUCUUUUUUUUGGUUGUUGUUGUUUUUGGAAACUUUUUCUUUAGUGUUGUUUUUUUUCUUUUUGAAUCUUCAUUUGUGAGACUUGAUUGAUUUUUCUUUGAUCUUUUGAUGAUCAAAAGGGUUUUUGGAUUAUUAUCACAAUGAAAAUUAAAGAAAAGAAUGAUACUUGAGAAUGAU
Melampsora larici-populina 98AG31 is the source of this 1631-nucleotide messenger RNA. Its product is annotated as Non-catalytic module family EXPN. The transcript is spliced from 3 exons. NCBI's taxonomy places the organism in Eukaryota, Fungi, Basidiomycota, Pucciniomycetes, Pucciniales, Melampsoraceae. Bases 162 to 1079 code for a protein of 305 amino acids. The record is from RefSeq and is a predicted model, not a curated record.